Messenger RNA from Pipistrellus nathusii (Nathusius's pipistrelle), 977 nucleotides. NCBI's taxonomy places the organism in Eukaryota, Metazoa, Chordata, Mammalia, Chiroptera, Vespertilionidae. The record is from the annotation of a GenBank genome assembly.
AUGGCUCUCUUGUCUGCGAACAGCAGAGCUGCUGCAAACAACUCAGACACUCGCAUGGCAGGCUGCCUCCUCAUCGGCAUCCCUGGGCUGGAGUAUCUACACAUCUGGCUCUCCAUCCCCUUCUGUACCAUGUAUGUAGCUGCCCUGGCAAGCAACAGCAUUUUAAUUUGUGUUAUUCUCUCCCAGCCAAGCCUGCAUGAGCCCAUGUACAUAUUUUUGUCCAUGCUGGCCAGUGCUGAUGUCUUGCUCUCCACUGCCACGAUGCCCAAAGCACUGGCCAACUUCUGGUUAGGUUCUAGCCACAUUUCCUUUGACGGCUGCCUCACCCAGAUGUUCUUCAUCCACUUCCUCUUUGUGGCCGACUCUGCAGUCCUGUUGGCCAUGGCCUUUGACCGCUAUGUUGCCAUCUGCUCCCCUCUGCGGUACGCCACCAUCCUCACAAGCACGGUCAUUGGGAAGAUCACUGCCGCCACCUUGACCCGCAGCUUCAUCAUCAUGUUUCCAUCCAUCUUUCUCCUCAAGCGCCUGCACUAUUGCCGGGUCAACAUCAUUGCACACACAUUUUGUGAGCACAUGGGCAUUGCCCGUCUGUCCUGUUCUGAUAUUUCCAUCAAUGUCUGGUAUGGGCUGGCAGCUGCUCUACUCUCCACUGGCCUGGACAUCAUCCUUAUCGCUGUUUCCUACAUUCGCAUCCUCCGAGCUGUCUUUCAACUCCCUUCUCAAGAUGCCCGGUCCAAGGCCCUGAGCACUUGUGGCUCCCAUGUCUGUGUCAUUCUACUCUUCUACAUUCCUGCCCUCUUUUCUGUCUUUGCCUAUAGAUUUGGUGGGAGAUUCAUCCCAAGCUAUGUCCACAUCCUUCUGGCCAAUCUCUAUGUGGUCAUCCCACCAAUGCUCAACCCUAUUAUUUAUGGAGUGAGGACCAGGCCAAUUUUGGAAGGGGCUAAACAGAUGUUUUCAAACCUUGUCAAGGAAUAUAA